Molecule: messenger RNA, 1573 nt
Organism: Drosophila suzukii
Lineage: Eukaryota; Metazoa; Arthropoda; Insecta; Diptera; Drosophilidae
Product: 27 kDa hemolymph protein
Source: RefSeq, a predicted model, not a curated record
CUAUCGAUGGUGUCACCGCCGAUUAACCAUCACUUGCCGACGGGUGGGAUAGAAAUUUAGAAAUUUCCUAAUUUAAUUAAUAGUUUCCAGUGCAAAGCUUUCAUUCGUCGGCGGUCGACCUUACAAGGAGAACAAAAGGGAAAAGGAAAAAGGGAACAGAAAAGAAAGGGUAAAAAAACGGCAACAAAAAAAGCAAUACACAAAAUGAACAGGACAUUUUGGAGCCAGACAAUCGGUGUGAUAGGUAUAGCUAUCCUAACCAUACAGGGCAUACAUGCCCAACUGGAUCUGGAUCAAAUCCAGACGCAACUACCCGACCAAAUAACCAAGUCGAACUUUAGCUUAAACGAUGCCAAGGAGCUGUUUCGCAACAAAUGCAUCGAGGUGGCCGGCGAGACGGCUGGUGGCCAGGCGUACGGUGAGAUCGAAUCGGGAUUCGUGGUCCUCACCGAAUGCCUGAACGGCAUUGUCAACUAUACCGCCAUGCAGGAGGAGAUCCAGGAGGCCAGUCCCAAGGGCGAACUGGAUGUGGUCUUCAACAAGUAUUGCAGCAGGCGCUCCAAUGCGGUGCAAUGUGUGGACACAUUCACCACCCAACUGGUGCCCUGUUUGUCGACCGAGGAGCGUGAGGGUCAGGAUGUGAUCAAACAGAUCAUCCAGAGCCUGCUCAAUUUCGUCUGUCACAAGGAUGGCGAUCAGAUAGCCCUAUUCAUUGCCGAAAAGGGUCCCGAGUGCAUUGAGUCCCAGAAGGAGAACAUCCAGCAGUGCGUGAACAACACCUUCGCCGAAUAUCUCAAUCUGCAGGAUCCGCAGGACAAUCGCAUCAAGACGAUACCCAAGCUGACGGUCGGUGAAAAGCAAUGCGACGAGAUGCAGAACCUGCAGGCCUGCGUGGUCAGCAAAUUGGAAACGUGUUCGGAUAUCACGCCGGCAAAUCUCGUCGAGUCCAUGUUCAACUUUAUCAGGAACCAAACAUUAUGCCGGGACCAUCAGAGAUCCCCCCUGGUCGCCGCCGCUGCCGCCGCAGCAGCCAGUCGGGCAUUUCCGCAAAUGACCCAUAAUGUUCUCCCUCAUCUCGCUUUCUAUUUGCUUAUUUUGCGAUUUUGUUUUCGAAAAUCUCCCUAGUUUUAAGACCGAAAGUUUAAACUCGAAUCCAAUCGAAUCUGUUAUACUAUUUUAAUGCUUCAGCUUAAUCAAAAAGCACGAUGAUAAUCACUGUUUUUAGCUUUCGCCUUGCUUUGCCAAUCCAAUGUAUCCAGAGUUCAAUCGCUUUCGGGUUUGCGCAUGCCAAAGUACCCAUGUAUGUAAGAAUGAUUUUUGGUUUUGCCUUCAAUAUAAUAUAUGUAAUUAAUGGCCAAUCUACAAUGCUACAAUGUCAUGCGUUCAUCCCAAAUGCUUUAUUUUUAAAUUUAAUCAUCUAUCAAGGGGGCUUUCUAUGAUUCGAGUUAAGUUUGUAUCAAAUCUUGUAUUUCAUUGAGGUCAGUUUAUGGUAAUCUCGCUAUUUUAUAGUGGAUAAGGUACGGGGGUUUGGGAAAAGAAAUACACUACAAUAUAUGUAUAUGAAAAAGGAAAA